AUGCUUCAUAACAAGCUCCUCCUGCUGCUGGCCGGCCUUUUCUUCCAGACCACGUUCGCAGCAUACCAGCUACAGCAGGACUAUUCUGGAGAUGCCUUCUGGCAAGGCUUUGACUUCUUCACAGACGCCGACCCGACCGACGGCCUAGUGCAGUUCAAAUCUCUCGAAGAAGCCAACUCCACCGGUCUGGCAGGUUUCAUUGAAGGGGAAAAUGCGUCUUUUGCCAUCUACAUGGGCGUGGACACGGAAGAGGUGGCGCCGCAGGGACGGGCUAGUGUUCGAGUCUCAUCGACACAGACAUUCCAACAUGCGCUGGUCAUUGCCGACAUUGUACACAUGCCGGGAGGGGUGUGCGGCACAUGGCCUGCUUUCUGGAUGGUAGGGACUGACUGGCCAAGCAACGGAGAGAUAGAUAUCGUCGAGGGGGUCAAUACUCAGGCCACGAACAGCAUGACUUUGCAUACUGGAGCAGGAGCGGUGGUCAGCAAUGGCACGGACUUCUUGGGAGAGUUGGUCACUCCUAACUGCGAUGUCAACGCUCCGGACCAACCGAUGAAUGCAGGCUGUUCUAUUGGUGACGUCUCGAAUCUGACCUUCGGAAAUGAGUUCAACGCAGCUGGGGGUGGCGUCUUCGCGACCGAGUGGACUUCGGACUUCAUCAAGAUUUGGUUCUUCCCACGAGGAUCCUUCCCGGAUGAUAUUGUCAGCAGCACCCCGGUCCCUACUGAAAGCUGGGGAACGCCCAACUCUAUUUUCCAAGGCUCGUUCAAUAUCGACGACCAUUUCAAGAACUUGCAGAUUGUGUUUGACACCACCUUCUGCGGACAGUGGGCGGGUGAAGUUUGGAACACAUCUAGCUGUGCCACGCGGGCGCCGACUUGCGAGGAAUAUGUGGCCAACAAUCCCGGGGACUUCGCUGAAGCUUACUGGGCGAUAAAUACCUUACAGGUGUUCCAAGACAACACCGAACAGGACGGUACAAACGCACCCAGGAAGCCACAGCCACCCCCUGGCAGAUCUCCGGAUGCGCGGCCUCCUCCUCCUGAGCAACUUCGAGCCAGGUCUGGCGCACCCGUCUGGCCGAUAUUCUUAUAA
Capronia coronata CBS 617.96 is the source of this 1095-nucleotide messenger RNA. RefSeq names its product endo-1,3(4)-beta-glucanase. Lineage: Eukaryota; Fungi; Ascomycota; Eurotiomycetes; Chaetothyriales; Herpotrichiellaceae. The transcript has 2 exons. The record is from RefSeq and is a predicted model, not a curated record. Gene Ontology annotation, molecular function: hydrolase activity, hydrolyzing O-glycosyl compounds. Gene Ontology annotation, biological process: glucan catabolic process. The coding region runs from base 1 to 1095 and encodes 364 amino acids.